Drosophila yakuba is the source of this 1052-nucleotide messenger RNA. It is a transcript of the gene Prosalpha6, whose product is annotated as proteasome subunit alpha type-1. Bases 103 to 954 code for a protein of 283 amino acids. The record is from RefSeq and is a predicted model, not a curated record. Gene Ontology annotation, biological process: ubiquitin-dependent protein catabolic process. Gene Ontology annotation, cellular component: proteasome core complex; nucleus; proteasome core complex, alpha-subunit complex. The transcript is spliced from 3 exons. NCBI's taxonomy places the organism in Eukaryota, Metazoa, Arthropoda, Insecta, Diptera, Drosophilidae.
CUUUCGAUAUACAGUUUGUUUGUUUCUCCCGGCGUGCCAUAACUAACUAUCGUGCAUUUCUACUUGUCAUCAUUGAGCUCAGCGGCUUGCAUUUCAAAAGUCAUGUUUCGCAACCAGUACGAUAGCGAUGUUACGGUGUGGAGUCCGCAGGGACGUCUCCACCAGGUGGAGUACGCAAUGGAGGCCGUGAAACUGGGAACCGCAACCGUGGGUCUGAAAAAUAAAGAAACCGCUGUACUCGUCGCCCUGUGCAAGCCAACAUCGGAACUGUCGGCCACUCAGCGCAAGAUCAUCCCCAUCGACGAUCAUCUGGGUAUUUCCAUUGCUGGCCUCACGGCUGAUGCGCGUGUCCUUAGCCGGUACUUGCGCUCCGAGUGCCUGAAUUACAAGCACUCGUACGACUCAACCUAUCCGGUCUCCCGGCUGAUCACAAACCUGGGCAACAAGAUGCAGACUACCACUCAGCGCUACGAUCGUCGUCCGUAUGGUGUUGGUCUAUUGGUCGCCGGCUACGAUGAGAGGGGUCCGCACAUCUAUCAGGUCACGCCAUCGGCAACCUUUUUCAAUUGCAAGGCCAAUUCGAUUGGAUCGCGUUCACAAAGUGCACGCACCUAUCUGGAGAAAAAACUGAACGAGUUCCUGGACUGCUCCAACGAUGAUAUCAUCUGCCACGGCAUUCAGGCUAUUCGCAGUACCCUGCCCACGGAUGAGCAUCAAAGCAAAGAGAAUGCUGGCCAGUUUAACAUCACUGUGGCCAUCGUCGGCAAGAACCAGCCAUUUAAAAUUCUCACUGAUGAAGAGGUCAAAAUAUAUCUUGAAAUGGCCAAGCAGAAGGGCAUUCCGCCUAAUCAGCCUAAGGACGACGAUGACGAUGACCACCCAUCCCCGCCAGAGGAACCAGCUGCGGGACCACGCGACCCAGAAGUCCUCGUUGCAACCGAGCAGCGUCCUUAGGCAUUUGUAGGGGUAUGAAACCAUCUAAACCAUUAAAAAUGUAAGAUUGAAGGAUACAAUAAAAUUGUUCAUGCGUUUGCAUAGAUCCUAAAACGAAA